CCACCCUUGUGCUGCGCUCAGCGCCUAAGCAAAAGCGAAGAUGCCGUUCGGAUUACCGAGGAUCAGGAGUGUGCGGCGCAAGGAAGAAGAUAGUGACGCUCAUGCUCAAGUCUGCAAGGCCACAAGCCUGGAUCCUAAAUGUCCGACCGAGUCACAGUUGAAGAAGAUCGCGGAAAUGACCUAUCAUAGACCACAAUUCCAACAAGUCAUGGAGGCGAUAACCAUCAAGCUUGUCGGAACGGAUGGUGAUUGGCAGCACAUUUAUAAAGCCCUCAUCCUAUUGGAGUAUUGUCUUCGCGCUGGUUCGAGAGAUGUGGCUCUCCACUUCAGAGGACAGUUCUAUGUCAUCGACGUCCUGGAACGUUUCCAAUGCGUCGACGAGAAACAUAUCGAUCAAGGAUUACACAGAAGGACGCACUCGUUGCAUCUUGAUCCUGGCGAGGAUCGGCCGACUGAGGAGGAGCUAAUACAACAGGCCAUCGAGCAGAGUAGAAGAACGCAACAACUUUCUGGUGGUUCGAAUCCAGCUGUCCGUCCCAUUCAGAUCCCAGAGUCGAAUCUCGAUUUAGAAAGGGACGGGGAUGAACGUGAGCUUCACUAAAUACUUUCACCUUUCUUUUUCCUGUCUUUUUUUCUGACCUUUCUUUUGGAAUCAGGAUUAGGGUUCCAACCGAGUUACUACCAGAAGAAAGUCCUAGAAGCGACGAAUAAUGAUCCGGAAGGUCCAAGCGAGGAACAAAUGA
Messenger RNA from Cantharellus anzutake, 743 nucleotides. RefSeq lists its product as uncharacterized. Gene Ontology annotation, cellular component: endosome; plasma membrane; clathrin vesicle coat. The coding region runs from base 41 to 601 and encodes 186 amino acids. Gene Ontology annotation, molecular function: clathrin binding; phospholipid binding. The transcript is spliced from 6 exons. Lineage: Eukaryota; Fungi; Basidiomycota; Agaricomycetes; Cantharellales; Hydnaceae. The record is from RefSeq and is a predicted model, not a curated record. Gene Ontology annotation, biological process: endocytosis.